AUGGUCGUGCAAGGAAUAAGGAAGGCCACAGUCGGCCAGAAUGGCGUCGGAGCCUUCAUCCUGCAAUGCAAACGCCUCGAUUUCCAUUACUGCGACUGGGCCGGUAGCUCUAAAGGCAUGAAUUCCUUCCUCCGCAACAGCCUCACCAAAUUCGCAGCCCUGAACCCACAAGUCGAAAUCACCGUCUCGCCGCGACCGCGCCGACACCCGGUCAUUAAAGGAACGUACAUCAACGGGCGCGAAAAGGCGAUCUGUGUACGCAACUUGACGAAAGAGCAGGUGCUGCAGAAGGCGGAGCUGUUGAGGGAUGCGAAUGGGGAGAAGUUGAAGAAGGUUACGAAGCCUGUCAAGAGUAUCAAUGAGAGUGUGAGAGGUGUGUGGAGUCCUUAUCACGAUGGCGGCAUACAUGUUUGA
This is a messenger RNA of Lachnellula hyalina, 414 nucleotides long. RefSeq names its product 54S ribosomal protein, mitochondrial (gene MRPL51). Gene Ontology annotation, molecular function: structural constituent of ribosome. Bases 1 to 414 code for a protein of 137 amino acids. Gene Ontology annotation, cellular component: mitochondrial large ribosomal subunit. The record is from RefSeq and is a predicted model, not a curated record. Gene Ontology annotation, biological process: mitochondrial translation. Lineage: Eukaryota; Fungi; Ascomycota; Leotiomycetes; Helotiales; Lachnaceae. The transcript has 3 exons.